CAGACGAGAAGACAGACACAGAGGACGAAACAAGCACACACACAAACACACACCAGUUCAUCUUCAUCUCCAUCGUCAUCACGUCUGCUCACCUGCACAGAGUGUGAUGACGUUGUUAAAAAGAAACAGCGUCCAUUACCGGGACGAAGAGGGCGAGCGUCCUGCACGAGGACAGUUGAAUCACCAUGACGACAGAGCCAGGUGAGCCACAGGAGGCUAAGGAGGCGGAGUCUUUCCCUGAAGCUGCCGCCCACUCCACUCCUAAACAGAGCGGGGAGGGGCCGACCCAGAUCCAAGCUCACGGGUCAUUGGCAGAGGACUCGACAAAUCACCUAUCGGCUCGUUCUCCGGCCAGAAACACGCUGAGCUUCAGGACGAUGCAGGCGAGAGUUUCACUGCUGGACGGGUCGUUGUUCACCUGCACUGUGGAGAAACGAUCUCGUGGUUUUCAUCUGUUUGAGAAAGUUUGUGAACACGUGAAUCUGCUGGAGAGAGAUUAUUUCUGUCUGUCGUUCAGAGACGUCGACAACAACAAGAACUGGUUGGAUCCAGCAAAGGAAAUGAAGAAGCAGGUCAGAGGUGUCCCCUGGAACUUCUCCUUUAAUGUGAAGUUUUAUCCCCCUGACCCCGCCCAGUUGUCUGAAGACAUCACCAGGUACUUCCUGUGUCUCCAGCUCCAACAGGACAUCGUCUCUGGUCGACUUCCUUGUUCCUUUGCGACGCACACCGUCCUCGGCUCCUACACCGUCCAAUCAGAGCUUGGAGACUACGACCCAGACGACUGCUCUUCAGACAUCAGUGAACUUUGUUUUGCUCCAAAUCAAACCAGAGAAAUGGAAGAAAAGAUCACCGAGCUGCACAAAACCUACAGAGGAAUGACACCAGCUGAAGCAGAAAUGCACUUCCUGGAAAACGUAAAGAAACUUUCUAUGUACGGAGUCGACCUUCAUCACGCAAAGGAUUCAGAGGGCGUGGCCAUAAUGCUGGGUGUGUGCAGUAGUGGUCUGCUGGUCUACAGGGACAGACUGAGGAUUAACAGAUUCUCGUGGCCAAAGAUUUUGAAGAUUUCGUACAAAAGAAACAACUUCUACAUCAAGAUCCGACCUGGAGAGUUUGACCAGUUCGAGUCUACGAUUGGUUUCAAGCUGCUGAACCACAGAGCAGCAAAGAGACUGUGGAAGGUUUGUGUGGAGCAUCACUGCUUCUUCAGGCUGGUGUCUCCAGAGGAAACACCUAAAAAGUUUCUGUCUCUGGGCUCAAAGUUCCGGUACAGUGGUCGAACUCAGAUCCAGACUCGCAGAGCCAGCGCUCAAAUCUCCAGACCGGCACCAAACUUCCCACGAUGUGUCAGUAAGAGGAACCUGCUGAGCCGCAGCCUGGACGGAGGCCCAAGGACCACGCCCACGUCUUCUCUGAUUGGCUCUCCAGCCAUCACAGCUACCCCCAAAGCCAAUGGCGGUACACGCACAGAUAUGGGCUCAGGACUGUAUGCAGCGUCUACAACCAUCACUACAAGUCAUCUCAUCACCAUAGUAACACCUGAGAGGACGGCAGAGGAGAGGAGGGUGCAGCAAGAUGAGGAGGUAGUGACGGAGAAGCAGGAAGUGAUGGAGGAGGAGGUAGUGAUGGAGAAGCAGGAAGUGAUGGAGGAGGAGGAAGUGAUGGAGAAGCAGGAAUUGAUGGAGGAGCAGGAGGACGAGGAGGAGACAAGAGGGACAGAGACGUCUCCUCCAACUCCUCACAGACAGUCGGAGACAGACACAGCUGUGGACGGAGACCUGACUGCUAAUGAGGAUACCUUGGGGAGUCCUGAGGAGGUGCAGGAACCCCAGAACACAAUCAGCGCUCUCAGACGCUCCUUCCUAGAGGGAGGAGGACGAGGGGAGGGGGUGACGGAGUGGGAGAGACGUCUGGCCGCCUCCCCCCUACGACAGGUCGACGACUCCCCGAUGAUCGAACCCUUGGAGCCAGACGAGACCUCAGAGGAGGUGGAGAGGCUCUUCCUGAUGACAGAAUCACAUGACCAGGACCAGCCAUUGGCCGACCAGGCUCAGGUAGCAAUAGGAAGUGUUGUUGGCCCGCCCCCAAGUCACCCUCCGCCCCCUCCCCCAGGGGCUGGCAUGAUGCAUGCUGAUGAAGUCAUAGAGGGAUGGGCCAGUGAUGAUGAUGAUAACAAAGCUAAUGCUUACCAGGUUGAUAGUCCAGUAGAUGAGCAUGAUGAUGGUGAUGUCAGUAGCGAGGUCAGCGAUGAAGAUAUUAGUGAGGCUAGUGAAGAUGCUAUCAGUGUGUUGGCGCAGGCAGCAGUAGAGGAGGCCAUGGAGGCCGCUGUCACACAGGCUCAGAGCCCAGGGGCUAAUGAUGCUGACCACGAUAGCAUUAAUGCUAACUUCACAGUUAAGUGUGGUGAGCAGGAGCUAACUAGUACCGACACCAACAACUGGGCUGAUGUGGGCUCUCGACCUGCUGGAGGAUUGUCUCAGUGUUACCAUAACAACGAGGGCUCAGACGACUCGCAGGAGGACAAAGACGUGUGGAGGUCCAGCAAAACCCUCCCCCCCUCGUCUUUACCCCGCCUGACCUCAUGGUGCAAUCAGAAGCAGCCAUCCAACCCCAGCGACGACGAUGACGAUGAAGAAUCUAAACCUUUGCAGGAGAGCCGAGUGGACACUGAUCCUCCUGCAGGUCAACUUCUGAGCUCGCAGACCUUCACCACAGAAACGUCCAACACCACCACCACCACACACAUCACCAAGACGCUAAAAGGAGGAAUUUCAGAAACAAGAAUCGAGAAAAGAAUCGUAAUAUCUGGAGACACAGACAUCGACCACGACCAGGCUCUGGCGGUGGCACUAAGUGAGGCGCGGCGGCAGCAUCCUGAGCUGUCGGUCACACGAGUCGUCGUCCAUAAAGAAACUGAAGUGUCUCCUGAUCAUGUGACUGAUUAAUGACAUCAAAGGUAACA
This is a messenger RNA of Scophthalmus maximus (turbot), 2962 nucleotides long. Its product is annotated as protein 4.1. The transcript has 22 exons. Gene Ontology annotation, cellular component: plasma membrane; cytoskeleton. The record is from RefSeq and is a predicted model, not a curated record. NCBI's taxonomy places the organism in Eukaryota, Metazoa, Chordata, Actinopteri, Pleuronectiformes, Scophthalmidae. Bases 186 to 2945 code for a protein of 919 amino acids. Gene Ontology annotation, molecular function: structural molecule activity; actin binding. Gene Ontology annotation, biological process: cortical actin cytoskeleton organization.